This is a messenger RNA of Rhodamnia argentea, 1676 nucleotides long. Its product is annotated as protein ALP1-like. NCBI's taxonomy places the organism in Eukaryota, Viridiplantae, Streptophyta, Magnoliopsida, Myrtales, Myrtaceae. The record is from RefSeq and is a predicted model, not a curated record.
UGCAAAAAUUUGUCAUUCUCAGCCAAAAAGGAAAAAAAAAGGAAAGAGCCCCACGUCACUCGAAACCUCUCUCACCGUCGCGUUUUUUGAUCGACCAUGUUAGACAUUCCUCAACUUUAUCAUUGCAUGCUUUGAAUUCAACACAUGAUGAAACACACUGCUCUUUCAAUUCUAUUAUACCCUCGUUUGCAACACCCUCCAUCUCCCACCCAUUGCCGUCAAAUUUUCGGUUGUUCCGUUCAAAGCCUCUCCUUUCCCGACCCUCUCUGCGAAUUCUUUCGUUCUUCGUUCGUGGGUCUUCUUGGCCUUGACUUGGGUAUCGUUCUUUUCUUCCUGAGCUCUUCGGAUGGGACCCAUCAGAGGAGGGGUGAAGAAGAAGAGGAGGAGGAAAGCAGAGAAUAACAAGAACAAGGUUGACUCCGACGCUUCGCUCGCUUCCUUGCCAGUUCAGCCCCAGUCUUUGGAUUGGUGGGAUGAUUUCUCCAAGAGGAUUUCAGGUCCAUCGCAACCAAAGAAAUCAAAGGAAUUCGAGUCAUUUUUCAGAAUAUCGAGAAAAACAUUCGACUAUGUCUGUUCAAUGGUGAAGGAAGAAAUGAUGAAUAAACCCUCAAGCUUCACCGAUCUCAGUGGAAAUCCUCUGUCCUUAAAUGAUCUAGUAGCUGUUGCUCUUAGGAGGCUUAGUUCAGGAAAAUCAUUAUCAAGCAUUGGUGAAUCGUUCGGAAUGAACCAAUCGACGGUUUCCCAAAUAACUUGGCGAUUCGUGGAGGCAAUGGAAGAGAAGGCACUGCCUCAUCUCCAUUGGCCUUCGGAUGAAUCAGAGAUGGAACAGAUAAAGUCAAAGUUUGAGAAAAUUCGAGGCCUUCCGAAUUGUUGUGGAGCCAUUGACACCACCCACGUCCUCAUGAACUUGCCAAUGGUGGACCCUUCUAACAAUGUCUGGUUUGAUCUGGAGAAAAAGUGCAGCAUGAUUUUGCAGGCAGUAGUGGAUGCUGAUUUGAGAUUCCGGGAUGUGAUUACUGGUUGGCCUGGAAAAUUGAGCGAUGCCACUGUUCUCGGUAGCUCAGGUUUCUUUAGGCUCUCUGAUGAUGGAAAGAGGCUCAAUGGGAAGAAAAUGCCGCUGCCGGAAGGAACGGAAAUAAGAGAAUACAUUGUCGGGGAUGCGGGUUUCCCACUUUUGCCUUGGCUUCUGACUCCUUAUAAAGGAAAAGGCCUUGUGGAUUAUCAGCUUGGGUUUAACAAACGGCAUCACGCCACGAGAUUAGUGGCUCGGAGGGCAUUGGUGCGGUUAAAGGACAUGUGGAAGAUAAUCGAAGGGGUUCUGUGGAUGCCCGACCGGAACAAGUUACCGAGGAUCAUAUUUGUUUGCUGUUUGCUGCACAACAUCAUUAUAGAUAUGGAAGACGAGGUUCAAGAUGAGAUGCCUUUGUCCCAUGAUCACGAUCCGGGUUACCGACAACAGAUGUGUGAGGCUGUCAACACCGAGGGCUCCUUGAUUAGGGAGAAGCUCUCUUUGUACUUGGCUGGAAAGCUGCCACCCUGAAAAUCUUCGGUCCCCCUCGAGAAUUCCCUUUUUGUUCUUCUAUAUUGAUGCAUUGAUUGAUAGAACCGAGAAAUGAUGGGCGUCGCUAUAUUUUGAGGAGACAGCAAUUGUUAAUGCUAAAUACAAAUUCUUGUUC